GGGGACGUGGCAGUGCCUGCAGGGGGUGGGGACAAGGUGUUGGGCCCACCAUUAGCACCAUGCUCCUGGGGAUCCUCGUGGUGCUCUGCUUCAUCCCCACUGCUGAUGUAACAGAAAACAAGAUUUUAGUGGCUCAGCAUCCUUUGCUCAUUGUAGCUAACAAAACUGCAACUCUAGUCUGCAACUACACGUACAAUGGAACAGGGAAGGAAUUUCGAGCUUCACUGCACAAAGGAACAGGCAGUGCAGUUGAAGUUUGCUUUAUUUCAUGGAACACGACCAAAACUAGCAGUAAUUCAAAUAAAGAAUUCAACUGCCAGGGGAUUCAUGAUAAAGACAAAGUCAUCUUCAAUCUUUGGAAUAUGAGUGCCGACCAAACUGACAUCUACUUCUGCAAAAUUGAGGCCAUGUAUCCACCCCCAUAUGUCUACAAUGAGAAGAGCAAUGGGACCGUCAUUCAUGUGAAAGAAACACCCAUCCAAACACAAGAGCCUCAGUCUGCAAUUCCUUUGUGGAUUAUGGUGUCAGUGACUGGAGUUCUUGCUUUCUACAGUAUGCUAAUAACUGCAGUUUUUAUUAACUACUGGCAAAAAUCCAAAAAGAAAAUGUACCAUCAGAGUGACUACAUGAACAUGACUCCCCGGCAUCCACCAUACCAAAAGAACAAGGGUUACCCAUCCUACGCGCCAACACGAGACUACACUGCGUAUCGGUCCUGGCAGCCGUGAUACCCACCAGCUGCCCCACCAGCCUCGUGUGCUUCUAGGCAGCCACUUGCUCUCGGACAUGGAAGGACAGCCUCUCAUUUUCUCAUCGUGCUUGUUGUUAUUGAUCAUGGAUACCUACACCAUAGCAAGUAUUGGCUAACAAACAUAAAAAGGGGUUGGGUGGGAAGCAAAAAAGGAUUGUUCUCCAUGAUGGCUGAAAAUGAGAUACAAGAUACAACUUGUGUUGAGGGUUGUCAGUGGGUAAGACAGAAAGAUGGCAUCAGACCUCAGAGCUGGUCUCUGCCUAAUACUUGUGGUUUUGCUCAGCUGUUGGGAGAACCAGAACUUCUGACCUUUCCCAAUAACUGCUGCCUUAGAUUUAACUCUUAAUUUCCCUUUCUGUAUGUCUAAUCCUCAGAAACCCUUGUUGCUGUUAAAUAUGGCGAAAUGUAAAAAAAAAAAAAAAAAAAACAAAACACAAAAAACCCCAGAAACAACUUGAAUUUGAAUCUUGAAGACAUCCAAGCUAUUAGGCUGUGGCUCAAAUGGGCCACCAGGACAAAUCAAGCUGAUUAAUAGAAAACUACUAAACCUUCAGCAUGCGAGUCCUUAGGUUGAACAUUUUUACAUGUUCAUAAGGCCAUUUGAAGUCAUGACUGAUCAGCUCCACAGAGUGAGAAAGUAAUCAACCUAAAGACAAAAUCAAGACAAGCAGGAGAGGAAGAAAGAUCUGUCGCAGUCAUGAAGAACCCCAUUUCUGUUUUGUUUGCCUCCUAUAGUGAGGGAACACAAAGUCAUAUGGGAAGCAUUAGAAAAUGCAGAGGUCAGAUUUUGAGGAGAGCUUUACUUACACUUUUGAAUUUUUGUUUUUAUCCAAAACACUCUGCUGAGUCCUCCUGAAAAUUCACGCACUUCUUCUGGCAUCUAGGUUUUACCAGAGCUCUUUCAAAAAUCUGAAUCCAGUUAUGAGCAACUAAACAUCACUCAAUUAUUUUUUUUCCCAUAAGGACCCAAUUUUUGGGUUGUGAGAAGGUCCUUCAUUCCCACCAUUGUGAAUAGGACCUGCAAAUGCUCAGCCACCUGCAGGGAAUGCUCUGGGCAAUUCAAGGAACUUUGCGUUGACUGGAGGUUAUCUUUCUAUCUAAAGAUGUUCUUCAGGAAUGCUUCAUGCUGGAGUAGGACAAAGUCUCAGAAAAACUUGCUUCAUUCAUUCAAUUAAGCAUGUUUACAUUAACAAGACAUCCUAAACUGUAAUUUGGGUUGUCUUGGCAUAAAAUCCCUUUUCAUACUGAGGAGAUGAGAUUUAUUUUAUAGGAACUACUGAAUAAACAAUUACAUGAAAAAUAAAUCCAUAUUUCCACCUUGAAAUAAAAUGAGAUUGUACAACAUUUACUUUCCUCCAAAUUGGGAUAAGACAUCAUCCCUAUCUUCGAGGGGGCAUGACAAAAGUAGAGAUGUGGAAGUGUGGUAAUAGUCUGCUUUGACAUCUUAAUUCAAGAAAAAAACCUCGGCACUUCCAAAUUGGAAGUUUUAUUUGAGUUUACUGACUGGGCCCCAAAGCAUUCAUUCUGAGACAUAUUGCCAUGAACCGUGUCCCUGGAAGGUGCUGUGGCCCCUCUGGGCAGUGGUGAGGUGCCUGCUGUCCCCCCAGCCAGGCACAGCUCUGCCAGGGCAGGGCUCAGAACCCACAAUGGCACUGGCGAGUGAGGCCUGAGAGCCCACUGCCAUGAGGCAGUGCUGUGCAUUUGGCACAGGACCAUGGGUUUGGACCCAGCAGGCCCUGAGAGCUUCAUUCUGGGUCUGUUCAGCAAACCCAAAAUCUUAUGAUCGGGUUGAAGAACUUCAAGACAGAGUAUUUUAUUUAUUUGUUCUCCUUUCCCCUCAGCACAUGCACAAACCCCCCAAGUCUGACAUUUUUCUGCAUACAUUUUUUACCCUCUUUUCCUGAAAAGCCCCUUACCGUGCCUCUGUACUACCGCCGAGGCACAAAGGAGCAUGUUCAGGGCACGGAGGGGAGGGAGCUCGGCAGGACCCGUGGCAGUCCCUGCAUGACCCCAGUGUGGCCCUCCUUGCUGGCACUGACUGCAGGGAUGUGAAUGCCGUGCUGCCUCCCUCCUCACUUGGAGUGGAGAAGUGGGUGAUCCUGUGCCAGGGGCAUCCAGCCACUCCUGGUAGACUGCAACAGGCUGGACACAGCUCCCCGUCAGGGUAUGGCACUGUCUCACCAUGCUUCAGGCCAUCUAUCAAUGUUGUCAUUGUAUAACACACCAUUAACAAGUGCUCUGAUUACAAUGCACAGCGAAAAGUCACAUCUUUUAGUGCAAAUGUAAGGUGAGAUGUCAAAUGUGUAUCAAAAGCAUAACAAAAAAGAUAAAUAUUCUUUGUUUAAACUGUA
This is a messenger RNA of Tyto alba (common barn owl), 3102 nucleotides long. It is a transcript of the gene CD28, whose product is annotated as CD28 molecule. Lineage: Eukaryota; Metazoa; Chordata; Aves; Strigiformes; Tytonidae. Gene Ontology annotation, biological process: T cell receptor signaling pathway; positive regulation of T cell proliferation; T cell activation. The transcript is spliced from 4 exons. Gene Ontology annotation, cellular component: external side of plasma membrane; membrane. Bases 60 to 728 code for a protein of 222 amino acids. The record is from RefSeq and is a predicted model, not a curated record.